UAAUACGACAAAGAAAUCCAAAUCAAAAUCUACUGUUUUGGGACAUUAACUUGGAACUCAACAACACCAAAAAAUCUCCUCUCUUAUCCACUCCUUUUCACUUUUGUAUACAACCAAUUCAAAAUCCCACUCACAGUUUUGAAAAAGCAGAAGAACUCUCUACAAUGGCUGCAAAUGCUGUAAAUUCCACCCCAUUAAGCCUCCCAUUAUCCAUUCCUACUGGGAAAUUGAAUUCCAGUCCUACAAUUUGCCUUUUAACAAAACCCUCAAUUCCUACUCUCUCAAUUCACUCUACUUUCUCUCUCAGCAACAACAACUUCAGAUUUUAUUCCAAUUUCUCUCUCAGACCUUCUUCUUCUCUUGCUUCAGUUGGAAAUGCAGGAUUUGUGGAGGAACCUUCAACCAAUGUAAAAUUUCCAACGUCCUUAACUCUGCCAGGCUGCUCAACUUCGCUGUCGCUGCUUGGCACAGGUUAUAGAGAGAAAGUAUUUGCAAUCAUUGGUGUUAAGGUCUAUGCUGCAGGACUAUACAUCAAUUCAUCUGUCUCAAAUGAAUUAAAUGCUUGGAGGGGACGAUCAGCUGCUGCAAUUCAGGAGGACUCUUCCUUGUUUGAUAUAAUUUUUCAGUCUCGUUCAGAAAAAUCUUUACAGAUUGUUCUUGUCCGAGACGUCGAUGGAAAAACUUUCUGGGACGCCUUGGAUGAUGCCAUUUCUCCAAGAAUCAAAGCACCAACACCGGAUGAUGAAUCUGCAUUAUCUACCUUUCGUAGCAUCUUUGAGGGACGAUCUCUUAAGAAAGGAACUUUCAUAUUCUUGACUUGGUUGGAACCUCCAAAGAUGCUCGUUAGCAUCUCGAUAGAUGGCUCACCAACAGGAAUAGAUGCUACAAUUGAAUCAAAUAAUGUGACUUCGUCUCUUUUUGAUGUUUUUUUCGGAGACUCUCCUGUUUCUCCUACUUUGAAGGCUUCUGUUGCAACUGGAUUGGCUGCAGUUUUGAAAUAGAACCACAAUUUUCUUGUACUUUUAUUAGUUUGAAUGAAGAUUUGGAUAUGGUUCCACCAAAAAAGUUACAAAUGAGAGAUUGCAAUAAGUGUAAUACAAGUUAGAGAAGGGACUGACUCAAGAAUCCGUUACAUUGCUAUUUGACCUUAUCUGCUCAAGCACUUUAACAACCUCUGCCAUUGUUGGACGCUGAGCGGGUUCCGGUUCAAGACACUUCAAUGCAAUGCUAAAUACGACAUUAACCUCAUCAACCGGACAACAGCCCAAACGACGGUCAACGCUUGUAAAGGAGCAAUGCUAUGAAGAUCUUCGACACGACAAAAGCGAUGCAACUGAUUGUGACAUAGAAUGCUAUAGCCUGGCCUUUAUCCAUUUGAUUAUGCAGACCAUGAAAAAAUUCAGAACAGUUUACAUGGAAGACAACCUCAAACUUGUCACAUUUCCUCCAUUUAACUCUCCAUGAAAGUACAAGUUGACUUUCUUUUCAACAUAUUUCUGAGUUUCAGUGAGCUAAAGUAGCUGAAGGCUUUUCUCUGCUACAAAUGUAAGAUACAGAAAAAACUUAAUAACACCAAUACAGAGAUGACAUUAGCAACCACAAUCUCCAAGAUCCAUGUGGUUGGGCCAGUUUUCGAAAGACACAGAACAUUUUUCAUGAAUUUUUCUGGACAAAAAGGAACUUCAAGAAUGGAGCUUAAAACAAAGAAGCAAAAAGGACUUGGUCCAUCAAGAGAAUGCAAGAUUUCAACAGAGAAACAUAACAAAAACCAAAGCCAAAAAGAGAAAAGUGCUGUAUAAAUAAACUUACCGCAUCUUCAUCAGUUGUGGCAUGAACAGGAAUGGAAAGAAGAACAAGAAAUAAGAUGCAUAAUUGCAAGAAGAUAACAGCUUUGCUUCAGAGACUUAUAAAUGGGAAAGGAAGAGAAGAAAGAGUUCAUAUCAUGAUUGGCUUAUGUGACAAAAAAAAAAAAA
Messenger RNA from Cucumis sativus (cucumber), 1973 nucleotides. RefSeq names its product fatty-acid-binding protein 3, chloroplastic. NCBI's taxonomy places the organism in Eukaryota, Viridiplantae, Streptophyta, Magnoliopsida, Cucurbitales, Cucurbitaceae. Gene Ontology annotation, cellular component: chloroplast stroma. Gene Ontology annotation, biological process: fatty acid metabolic process. The coding region runs from base 165 to 1001 and encodes 278 amino acids. The transcript has 6 exons. The record is from RefSeq and is a predicted model, not a curated record. Gene Ontology annotation, molecular function: fatty acid binding; intramolecular lyase activity.